Molecule: messenger RNA, 1482 nt
Organism: Necator americanus (New World hookworm)
Lineage: Eukaryota; Metazoa; Nematoda; Chromadorea; Rhabditida; Ancylostomatidae
Exons: 3
Coding region: 1-1482 (493 amino acids)
Source: RefSeq, a predicted model, not a curated record
AUGGCGAAAGCUUCCCAUACAUUGCAAAAAGGUGCUGUCGUCCAGCACACCGCCAAAGCCCAUAACCUGAAAGGUCAACUGCCUGAAGGGAGCAUGGAAUCUUUGGCAACAACCAUUCGUCUCGUCACGCUGAACUGCCGAACACUAUCGAGUGAACUCCAACAAGCCGCUCUAUCCAGACUUCUGCGAUAUCUCUGUGUGCCCUUUGCUGCACUGCAGGAAACACGCAUGAGAGAUCGGCCCGUCAUCAGAAUCGAAAAUUACACCAUAUACUGCGGCGAUGCUGAUGAGAACAAAGUAGGUGGGUGCGCGAUAGCUGUGAGGAACGAUUACAAGAACCAAGUGGAGGAAUUUUGCUCAAUGUCGUCUAGAUGCGCCUUUCUACGACUGCGGGAUCGCAGAGGACGUAAACUCUGCAUCAUAAGUGCUCACGCACCUACGGAAACCGCUGAGGACAUCAGUAAGGACGCCUUCUGUGAUGAACUCAAUGCGUUGAUGUCUAAAAUACCAAGCCCAGUAGGUGGUCAUUGUCGGAAUCGACGCAAAUGCGAAGCUGGGACUCGAACAGCAAUCCGAUGUGCUAGGAAAAUGAGGAAUCAUCGACGCCAUCAGCUCACGUGGCAGAGGUCAACCCUUUUGACGCCUGAAGAGCAGCGCAAACGGAAGAUGAGGACCUUGAAGCUUCAGCUAGACUACGUUCUGGCGAGGAACAUUCCUCAGUCAGAUAUCCGAAAAUCUAGAGCUGUUUGGGACGUCGCGUUCGACUCUGACCACCGUCCAGUUCUUCUCAGCUUUAAGAUACGGUUCAACAGGAGAAACCGAGGAGUUCCCCUUCAACCGAAAAUCGACAUGGCAGGUCUGAAAGACGAUGAAUGCAGAACAAAAUUCCGCCAACGUGUGUCUAUUCAUGUUGGAGUACGGACCAGGAAGAAGUUUAGCGAUGCGGAUUCCUUCACAAAGUGCAUCCAGGACACUGCAAGGGAAACGCUCCCGGUUCUAUUGCCGCGGAAGAAAAGGAAUCUGCGUCGUCAACUGCAACAAGACCGCGAUAACGAGUGGACAUCAAGAGCGCUGGAGUUUGAGAAGGCGUGGGAGGACAGAAGCCCGCGGAAAGCCUAUGCUCUACUAAAACAGUAUAGCGGCAAAAUGAAAAGAUGUUCCCUUGUCCUCAACACUGCCAAUGGGGUAGCUGUCGGUGAAGCAACCCUUCCAAUUUGGAAGGAACACUUCAAGACCUUGCUGUAUCGGCUAGUACCGUCAGCUCCUGAACUCGAAAACGUUCAUAGACCGACACAUGCGGUUAACGAGGAGCUACCGACCGAGUCGGAGGUCCUGGUCUUUACUCAAAAAAUCAAGAAUGGAAAAUCUGGCGGAGACGACGGGAUUAGCGCAGAAAUGUUAAAAUAUCUUCCUCCGUCUGGGAUUCGUGGAAUGACAGAGAUCAUCCGUUCAAUAUCGAUAGACGAAAGGAUACCUGAUUAG